AUCUUGCAUACAAUUCUACUGUGCGUACGAGUGUUGUGAGACAUUGCAUUAUUCCAUAAUUGAGGAACUGUUGUGACCAUGUCUUCAUUGGUAUCAUUGGCAGAGGAGCUGCUAGCCCAGGCAAAAGAAAUUGAGCAACUGCUUAAGGAAAACAAUCUCCCAUCCACAUCUUUCGACAAAGACACUCUCGAGCUACUGCCGGACAAUGCCCAAAAGCUACGAUGGGACCUUCUUGAUACUAGCCACACCAUUACCCAACUCCUCAGAGGUGCUAGACUCUCUGGACUCGAUAUAGCUUUUGGGUGGACGGACCAACUUAUCCUGCGUAUAAUAUGGCGAUAUAAACUAGCUUCCGCUAUACCCAUUGAUGGUACUGCAACAUACGCUGAGAUAUCCGCCACCAGUGGGCUAGGAAGAUCUCUCGUUACGCGAACAAUUCGAUCAGCUAUGACGUUGAACAUAUUCGACGAACCGGUGCCAGGUCAAAUUUGCCAUACUGCCAUAUCCCGGCUGCUAGCUGCGGAUGAUGGCUACUACAGCGCCAUAGGUCUUCAACUCGAGGAUAUUGGCCCUGCGAGUUUGAAGCUGAUUGAAGCCUGGGAGAAAUUUGGCGACGAUGCUGGAGAGCCUGAUCAGAGUGCUUUCAGUCUGCAGAACGGUGGACGAUCUCUAUUCACCGUUUUGGCUGAGGAGCCGGAACGUGCUAAUCGCUUCGACGGGGCGAUGAAAUACUGCGUCGAAGAUAAAGACUUCAACUUCUUUGACAUUGUCAAUGGAUUCGACUGGUCUACACUAGAUAAACCCGGCGCUCGAUUGGUUGACCUUGGAGGUGGAUAUGGGCAAAUUUCUCAGGCCUUGGCCAAACAGACUCAAAAUCUGUCUUUCACAAUCCACGAUCUUCCACAUGUUGUGGAGAAGGGUCGAAAAAUGCUCCCAUCUGAGUUCAGAGAACGAAUCUCUUUCAAGGAGCAAAACUUCAUGGAAACCCAGUCAUCAGAAAACCCUCCAGACGCAUAUUUAAUCAGCAGAUGUCUUCAUAACUGGAGUGAUCACCACAGCGCGAUCAUCCUACGUGCUCUCAUCCCGGGCUUGCGAAAGGGCUCCAAGAUCCUAAUUUGGGAUUCCGUCUUGGAGGAUAGACCGGUCAAGAAAUUAUCCGGCAAGUUCAAUUUUCAGCAGGAUUUUAUCAUGGCAACAAUCUCAAAUGGAAAGGAUAGAUCAGCGGAAGAAUUUAGACGAGUCCUGGAGCUAAGCGAUUCUCGCUUCACUAUGGAAGGAGUACGAAGACCAGAGGGAUGUAAGCUCGCUAUGGUUGAAGUUACAUGGAACCCCUAGUAUUAGUCGCUACAAUAGUCAGGAGCCACGACCUUCGUGUCAUUACUAGCAUGAAUAGUAUGUAUUAUAGCAACGCUAUUCUCUUU
This is a messenger RNA of Trichoderma virens Gv29-8, 1421 nucleotides long. RefSeq lists its product as uncharacterized. Gene Ontology annotation, molecular function: O-methyltransferase activity. The transcript has 2 exons. Bases 79 to 1335 code for a protein of 418 amino acids. Lineage: Eukaryota; Fungi; Ascomycota; Sordariomycetes; Hypocreales; Hypocreaceae. The record is from RefSeq and is a predicted model, not a curated record.